UUAUAGUCAGUUAACUCUUUUGCCUCGGGAAGAUGUAUGAGACAGAAGAUAUCUGAAACAGCCUCUUGAAGAAUGACCCUGAACCUAUUAUAUGAUAGAUCAUUAAUAAUAACAUGGAGGAUAUUAAUAGCAUUACCCCGAAAAUAUAUUGAUAAGAUACAGCUAAAUUAUAGAUGAAAAGGAAUCUACUUCAGCCAGUCAUCAAACCAAGAAAGAAGAAAUGUAUUAAUUAUAUCAGUCGAAUGAGACAAAAUAUACACAUAAAUAUUCAGUAAAUCUAACUCCCUGUAAAUACAUUAAUAUAUGUGAUGUGUAUUCAUGACAUAUCUUUGAAAGCAAAAUAUAAGUUCGUAGCUGGGCAAUAUAUAAUUAUUAUAAAGAAAACAAGGUAGCAAUCCUGGUGUGUAGAAAAAUCUAUUUUAUAUUCAGGUGUGUUGUGUCUCGUCUCUCGCCUAAUACGCCACUUGAGAGAUAAGAAACCCAUGACUGUAGGUUCGAAUUCCGCUUCGCCCCGAUUCCUUUCAAUGUUUGUUAAUGUGCUCGUGGGUUUUCCUAUGUGGUAAAUUGGUAAACUUCAGAGACCUGCAACGCUUUCCUCCCACAUUAAGCUGAAACGACGUGAUAUAACUUGAAUACUGUUUAAAGCGGCCGUGAUCCAUGCAUAGAAACAUGUCCAUCUUACCACAUAUCCUGUAAUUGCUGGAAGUACCAAUGACAAAUGUGUAAAAUUCCAGUGGUAGCCGCUCCUCGCUAUUGUCAGUUGAGUAGACUAUUUCUGUUAUCAGUGCACAGAUCCAACGAAACUGUAGCUGUCACGGCACAUGGAGAUAGCAAAUGACAGAAGAUUGUUGUGUUCCGAUUACAAUUGAAUAUUUUCUUCUAGUAUUGUUAUGUAUAUGGUGCAGAUGCAGUGAUCAUUGUGAAAGAUAUUGACAUACUUCCACAUUAGCCUUUGUAAUUUUUUAUACACACAGGAAACAACAGGUCAAGCUUGAGCAGCAAAAACUUCCAGAACUUCCCUCUCGGACUGCCAAUUUAUUUCUUUACUUUUUGAAAGAUACACAACCUGGUGCAGAGAGACUCUGGAGAAAGAACAUGCAUCAUGCAGAAAUCAUCAGAAGGAACCUACCUUUACUCAAAAGGGACCUGCACCCAGAAGAGGUGCUUGACAACCUGUGGUCUACCGGAGCAUUCAGCGACUUGGAGUAUAGGAGCUGUAAAGAAGAAGACAAGAAACGAGCACAGACUGAAAAGCUGCUGGAAAUAUUGAUGAAAAAGGAAGAGAAUGUGUAUAAACAAUUCUGUGUUGUGCUACACGAAAACCACAGACAUCUCAAAGAGCAGUUGGACAAAACAGCCAAACAUGAAGAUUCUCCAAGCCUGGUAUUUGUCAGUGAGACAGAGGUACAGGAGCGGGUGUCUGUAAUGGAACAGAGGGUUGCUGUGUUGCAGAAGGAACUAGAUGAUUCGAGACAAGAAGCACAACAUACCAAGGCUGAAUGGGAGAGGGAUUUCAAAGAAUUAAAUGGGCAGCAUGGACAGCAGGAAACAUCUUUAAAGAAGGAAAAUCACAUAUUGUCCCAGCACCUGGAGCAGGAGAAGAACAGGACGAAAGCGGUUCAAGCAAUGUUAGAAGGGAUGAAAGGCAAAAAUGAACGUAUGACCAAGGAUUUGAAGGAAAUUCAGCAAAAGUUUGAAGCUCUUACCGCCAUUCACACUGACAGAGAGACCAGAGAAAAUAGUGGUUCAAUAACAUCUCAAGCGACUCAAGUGGAGGAAACUGGCUGUGUUCUGAAAACUUCUUCAGAUUGUGACACUAGACAACUGCUGUUGUUGCCGUGUCUCCAUGCCGCCUGUAAACCCUGCAUUGGCCACCUCGACCUGAAGAACAUUGUGUGUUCGUGUGGACGGGACAUCAAAUUGGACGAGAAAAAAACAGUGACCGAUUUCGUGCAAAGUAAUGAAAUCACAUUUGCUACAGAUAAACGCAAAUGUGAAUACCUCACAGAUCAAUGCAAGGGGGGCGUUGUGCGUCAUUGUAAGAUGUGUAACAUUCCCAUGUGUGCUAGUUGCACAAGCAAACACGAGGUGACAAGGGGAACUUCACAACACUCUGUCAUACUGGCGGAACAGCUUAGUCAAAUGCCCAUUCGUGAACGACUACCUCCCUCGACUUGUUCAAACCAUCCAGCUGAACUUGUCAAAUAUUUUGACAAACAAUGCAACACAUCAGUUUGCGAUGUGUGUAUCAGAGGAAACCAUGCCGACCAUGGUAUUAAAGCACUGGAUGUAGCAUUUAAAAAAGCUGAAGAGAGUCUUGUAAACAAAGUUCGUCAGCACAAGGAAUAUCUGGAGAAGAUAAAGGCCUCCUCCAGACAGCGACAGAUCCGGGUUACAGAGCUGGAGGAAAGGGCAGAUCAUGUGAAGAAGGAAAUAGUUAAUGUCCAUAGCGACCUUGCUCUGAGUUUGGUUCAAAGGUUAAAGCAUCACACCCAGAAAAUAGAAAAUCAAGUAGAGGAAAACAGAAGGAUUCUCCGGAAAGAUAUGGAAUGUCUGGAGACCAGUAGCUCAGCUGUACUGACUACACUAAGUUAUGCUGAAAGAGCCAUGGCAUCUACCACACACGCCCAAUUCAUGGAUCUGUCAUCUACCAUUGUCAACAAGAUAGACGAAGACCUUCUCCGCGUUCUUCCCGAAGAUUCAGUGAAGACACAGUCCAUGAGUUUCAUUCGUCAAGGACAUAGAGCUCUUCACGAAUUGGUUGAAAUGUUUGGCACCUUCAGCACCUCUGACAAGGGCGUAGAUGAACUAGAUACCAUUCCGACUAUAACAGACUUGCAAAAUGAGAUCGUCAUUUUCAAAGAUCAGGAAAAGGACUUCAAAAUGGAGAGGAAACGUUUGAUGGAAGUGACCACGCUCUUAAAGGACAACCAGGAAUCACUAGGAAUAUACUUCCUGGAUGCCAGAAAGAUUGACCGGUCAUCUAUCCUUCAGUGUAUACAUCUGAAGUAUGACAAAGACAGAGUCAAUCUCGACAAAGUCCACAUCAACACAGAAGGAGACCUAGUCAACAGGAAGUCGGACACCAGACCUGCAGGGGAAGGGAGACUGAAGAUGUACUGUGGCACAUGUAGCACUGCCCCCCUCCCCCGGGCUGGCUGUCCCCAGUACUGGGAGGUGGUAAACAGGGUCAGUCUGGACAAACCACUCACAUGGAACUGGCUCAUCCUGGAGGUAGGGGUGUGUCAGGAGGAGCAGAGGGACGUGUCUCAUUGUAUCAGUGAACAACCCAGCACCUGCUGUAUGCGGGUCUCCCACUGUCCUACACACGGCGGGAUAUGCAGGGAGACAUGGAAGGAGGGGAAGCGUGUGCUGUGUCUGCCUGACACUCUCCCCAACACAGCAAGGACAUUACGCACACUACAUUACGGUGUUGUCUAUGAUGACGCCAGGAAGAAGAUUGUCUUCAUUGAUGUGAAGGAGAACAAAGUGAUGUCGAGGUUAGACAAUGUAGACUCCAGUCAGCCACUGUGGCCGAUGUUCGGGGUGUAUAAUCCAUCUGUCCUCACUGUCAGCAUGACACUUGUAGUGGGCAGCGACAUCAACAUGACAGAGGAGAAGAAAGCAAUGAUUGUCAAGGCGCUGUCGUGAUGGUCACAAUGAUUGUCAAGGCGCUGUCGUGAUCGUCACAAUGAUUGUCAAGGCCCUGUCGUGAUGGUGACAGUUAUUGUCAAGGCCCUGUCGUGAUGGUGACAAUGAUUGUCAAGGCACUGUCGUGAUGGUGACAAUGAUUGUCAAGGCGUUGUCGUGAUGAGGACACUGAUUGUCAAGGCGUUGUCGUGAUGGUGAGAAUGAUGGUGAUAUGAACACACAUAGAUUUCUGGAAGACACUCACUGCUCAGGAACAACUGCGGACUGUGGGGAAUGCAAUCAAUAUCAAUCUGUUUAAAGUGUUUAUAUCUUUUGGUUUUAAGUAAAUUAUGUUGUAUGCGAUAAGUAUAUUUAGCACAAAAUAUCAAAUUUAUAUUUAAAUACACUCUCAAGCAUUUCUUUAAGACAUUUUGCUACAACAAUUCCUUUUGAUCAUUUCUUACGACAAAAUUCCAGAAUGUAUUUUACACGCGCUUCAGUGGAACGCAAAAAACAUACAUGCACCCCGAGUGGUACUCCAGCAACGAAUUUAUCUUACCAACAUGUUUUAAACUCAUUGCAAAAGAAUUAAAACAAAUCCAAAAUUGAUGGAAAACAGCUGUUCGAGUGAGCUGAGGUUAAAUUUAGCUAUGUCAGCGACGUUGCGUGACUCGAAAAAAAUAGAUCAUGGGUUUUUUUUCGCUUCGAAGCGUGGAAUAAGGGACUUGUUCGUUCCCACAGAAAUCACGUACAGCUUGUCUUGUUCGAGGCGGAGCAUAAGGAAUUUAUUCUGCCGCUCAAAAAUUUGAUUUGUCUCCCAGACGGGAUACAUAGAUUUUUAUCAAGAUAACGUGAUACAAUCAGAUCUCAUCACUCUGACAUGGUGUGGUGAGGUGAAAUGAGGUUUAACGUCGCGUUCAAUAAUAUUUCACUUACAUUGCGACCGUGUGUGUGUGUGUGUGUGUGUGUGUGUGUGUGUGUGCGUGUGCGUGUGUGUGUCUCACACCAACACCGUCAAAACAUUUGGUUUUUUGUUGUUGUUUUUUG
Messenger RNA from Haliotis rufescens (red abalone), 4677 nucleotides. RefSeq lists its product as uncharacterized. Bases 1096 to 3651 code for a protein of 851 amino acids. Gene Ontology annotation, biological process: regulation of apoptotic process. The transcript is spliced from 11 exons. Gene Ontology annotation, molecular function: zinc ion binding. NCBI's taxonomy places the organism in Eukaryota, Metazoa, Mollusca, Gastropoda, Lepetellida, Haliotidae. The record is from RefSeq and is a predicted model, not a curated record.